Molecule: messenger RNA, 1944 nt
Organism: Anoplopoma fimbria (sablefish)
Lineage: Eukaryota; Metazoa; Chordata; Actinopteri; Perciformes; Anoplopomatidae
Gene: plac8l1
Product: PLAC8 like 1
Exons: 4
Coding region: 134-661 (175 amino acids)
Source: RefSeq, a predicted model, not a curated record
CACACACCCUCUCACUGGGGAAGUGUCACUCCGCACCCCCCAUCCACCUCCUCAUUCCUGCUGACUCCCUGCUCACCCUGUCCUCUCUCGCCUCACAGCCUCACCCCUCUCUGGAUGCCAGUAGAUUCCAGUAAUGGAGCAGAUGACAGUCACACAACAACCAAGCCUAUCAGUCGCCGAAAGCUCAGCAUCAGCGUUUCAAGAGGAGGAAGUUGUUGGCUUCAUCAUCGCAGGAAGUGAAGAUAUCUCGACGUCAAACAAUGUCCCUGCAGUGACCGACCCAGUUCUCACGCAGCCCGGCCUCGGCAUCACCACGACAACCAUCACCACCAUCACACAGACGGGAGGAGACUGGACCACUGGCCUGUUUGACGUCUGCGCAGACAAGACCACAUGUGUUCUCGGGGCUCUGAUGCCGUGCUGCUUAGACCUGAGUUUAGCUCACCAGUACGGCGAGUGUAUAUGCAUUACUCUGCUACCGGGAUCCACUUUUGCCAUGCGUGUUGGGAUCAGGGAGCGGUACAAGAUACUGGGGAGUGUGUGUGAGGACUGGACCACAGUGUGCUGCUGUUACCCUCUGGCUGUGUGUCAGAUGAUAAGAGAGAUGAAGCGGAGGAUGACGACACAGACCUAUCAUGUGUCCACUGCCCACGACUGCUAGUGAAGAAACACUAACCAGUAAAUGAGGCCGUACCUUAUCAAGCCAAUCCUACAAUAAACAGCAAACAGAAUCAGAGCUGUAAAGUCUGAAUCAGUGUGUAGGGCCUGUAACUGAAACCUACCUUUACACUGCUGUUGGGCCUCUUUUUAGAGAGGAUAUUAUAAAUAAACUUGGUUACAAUAGUCUCCUUUUUUUGCCGAGGCAGGAACUCAUCAACUACAUUCUGAGUUGGGUAAAAAGCAGGUGGUAAGACGCACACUUCUUUGGGUUUCAGUAGCUGUCUGGUACAACUCUCAGUCAGACAACAGAGAGACUUUCAAAAACUGACCAACUGUGUUUAAUUCUAAAUCCAUGCAAAUAAUUCUGUCUCAAUUAAAAAAAAAAUGCAGUAUUUCAACUAAGCUCAUUGCCAACAGUUCACAGCGACAAUUUCUUUAAUAGAAAGUGGUACAAAUGGAGUGAGAAAAGCAAUGGGAGGGUGAUUUAGGUGAGCCUCGCAUUCCAAAGGUCACCAGAGAUCGUGUUCAGUCUCUCUCAGACAUGAGGGGGAGAUGAAGUGAGGAAACAUAAAACUUUCUGGACCUUGAAGGACAAAUUGUGAACUGGGGACAUAACUCAACAUGAGGGACACUAUUUACAAAUCAGACUACUUAAUCAAAAUUUCAGCAUCACAUUUAGAAACUAAAUCCAAGUAAAGCAGGAGAACCACAGUAAAGCCUAGUGUGCUCAGAUAUUUGGUUUCCUAUGGACACGUCAUUGAUUUUGAGAGUUGUUUUGUUAAUUUCAGAGUGUGGAGUAUGAAAACAACUGUGCCUAAUCAGUGUGUGAUUACCCAGCAUACAGGCCGCAACAUCGCUCCGAGUACAGUCAACAGUUCGAGUACAGUUUAAGGAUAAUAAGUCGAUUUUCAUAUUUCUGAUAUUCUUUUAUCCCUCUGGUCCUUACUUCACCUCAGGCAUUCAAUCAUAUUAUCAAUCCAGUGCUGAUAGCUGUGGUUCCCUGAACCUCGAAAUGCCAACCAGCGAGAACGAGUGUGGAAAAUGUUAUUUCUAGACAAAGCAGAUGGGUCCUCAAAGGGCAAAUAUGUAAUAUGUUAACUCUUACGGAUGUGGUCCUCUACCUGGCCGCUGCUUCAAAUGAAAUGGGGAGAAAGAGAGAAAAUGGAUUUGCUCUCAAAAAAAGAGAGAGAUGUGAAUAAUAAAAUCUAAUCAAAUUUUACUUACUGUACAGUUAAUCUACUGCAUGAAAAUAAAUAUUUUUGAAAUCAUUGCAAUUCUUAACAA